UUAUUGAUCAGUAUCGGUUCUGCGCGCUAGGGUUGGGUUGUGGAAAAUUCUGUUUACAUUUCUCUCUGCGAAUUUUUUUCAGCUCUGAGCUUUCUUCGCUCCAAGAAGACAUCAAAAUGGUAUUUUUCGAAGUUUGUGGGCCCAAUGAGGCAAUGGUAGUAUCGGGUUGCUGCCACUCCAAACCGCUUCUGGUCUCCGGAGGGCGGACUUUUGUCUGGCCAUGGAUUCAGCAGAUCCAGAAGCUGUCACUGAACACCAUGACGCUGAAGAUUGACACUGAUAAUGUCUAUACCCGCCUCGGUGUGCCCAUAUCCGUCACAGGAAUUGCCCAGGUCAAAGUUCAAGGACAGAACAAAGACAUGCUCCUGCAGGCCUGCCAGCAAUUCCUGGGCAAAACUGAGCACGAAGUUGAAAUGGUUGCCAUGGAAACACUGGAGGGUCACCAGAGGGCCAUCAUGGGGACGAUGACAGUUGAGGAGAUUUAUAAGGACCGCAAGAAGUUUGCCAAGAAUGUGUUUGAGGUGGCCUCUUCCGACUUGGUGAACAUGGGCAUCAGCGUGGUCAGCUACACCCUCAAGGACGUCCGAGAUGAAAAUGGAUACCUGAAAGCGUUGGGCUUGGCUCGUACUGCCGAGGUGCACCGAGAUGCCAGGAUAGGUGAGGCUGAAGCCAAGAGAGACUCCGGUAUCAAGGAAGCCCGUGCUGAGGAGGAGAGGAUGGCUGCGCGCUAUGCCAACGACGUCGAAAUCGCUAAAGCCAAGAGGGACUUUGAGCUGAAGAAGGCUGCGUACGACAUGGAGGUGCAGACCAAGAAGGCGGACUCGGAACUGGCCUAUGACCUGCAGGCUGCCAAGACCAAGCAGCGUAUCAAGGAAGAGCAGAUGCAGAUCCGCGUGGUGGAACGCACGCAGCAGAUCCAGGUACAGGAGCAGGAGAUUUCCCGCAGAGAGAAGGAACUGAAGGCCCAGGUCAAGCAGCCGGCCGAGGCAGAGAGAUACAGGCUGGAAACCCUCGCUGAUGCUAACAUGAAGCGUGUCGUGAUGGAGGCAGAAGCAACUGCUGAGGCGAUCCAGCUGAAGGGUGAGGCUGAGGCCUUUGCCAUCGAGGAGAAGGCCAAGGCAGAGGCGGAGCAAAUGGCCAAGAAGGCUGAUGCUUGGAAGGACUACCAGGAUGCUGCCAUGGUGGACAUGGUGUUGGAAACAUUACCAAAGAUUGCUGCCGAGGUCGCCGCUCCGCUGGCCCAGGUCAACAAGAUCACUAUGGUGUCCAGCGGCAAGGGAGACGUGGGAGCCUCCAAGCUGACCGGCGAGGUCAUGGACAUCAUGAACCGUGUGCCUCAGCUGGUGGAGAAUAUGACCGGUGUCAACAUCUCCGAGGCGAUCACUGCCACCAGAGUCUAAGCGGUCAGUCACCGACAAGGCACCAAAGGAUCAAGCAUAGACUCCCCUACAUGGUGAGUGGACCAACCCAUCAUCAAUUAUGCAUCCCUUGGUUGAAAAUGGAGGAGUCCCCUAUCUUGAACGUCACAAAGAUAAAUGUAAUAUAGCUAUUAUAUCAUAUUCCAUAUGUAACCUUGUUGUCUCGUAAACAUGUAUUUACUUUUUCAGAGGGAGCUGUCGGAGAAUAAAUGAUGUAUUUUUAAAAAGUGUAAAAUAAAAAUGGUUUUAGGGGAAAUAAAUGAAAAAUUGAAACAAGGGAAAAGUGAAAACCCACCUUAGUUCAUUGGCUGAUAUUUGAUUGUUCUGAAACUAAAACUUUAGAUGGAGAUUUUAGUCCUAUUCAAAAUGACAAUCCUGGUAAAAUUUGAUGCUGAAUUUUAAGCUUAUUUAAGUUUGCAAAAAUACUUUUGCCAUGGAAACAGCCUCAACAUUUGGCCCUGGUUUUGAAUGAAUAUUGGAUUCAUGACUUUUGCAACCCAGUUUGUCCCCAUAUCCCACUGUAUUGGCCUUUGACAUGAAUAGCCUCAUUUGAAACCAACAAAAUGGUUCAAUAAAAUCAGCUCAGAUUGUACAUAAAAUCUUGAUCAAGUUGAUGAAGAUUUGUUUACAUCAGGCUCCAUAGAUGAUUUGCAUAUUAACUCUUGUUUCAAACAGCAGCAUGAUUAUAAAUUUAACAGAAACCUCGUGUAUAAGUGCAGUUAUUUCAAAAGGGUGCAAUUGUAGUUUUUGGACUUAAAAUGAUACUUGAGAAAUUCACAUAGAGUAAACGUGAGAAGAAAAGUAGUAUCCAUACGCCACUUCUUUGGUUGCGU
Patiria miniata (bat star) is the source of this 2251-nucleotide messenger RNA. It is a transcript of the gene flot1, whose product is annotated as flotillin-1-like. Gene Ontology annotation, biological process: positive regulation of cell-cell adhesion mediated by cadherin; positive regulation of endocytosis; positive regulation of cell junction assembly. NCBI's taxonomy places the organism in Eukaryota, Metazoa, Echinodermata, Asteroidea, Valvatida, Asterinidae. The record is from RefSeq and is a predicted model, not a curated record. Gene Ontology annotation, cellular component: plasma membrane. The transcript is spliced from 11 exons. The coding region runs from base 117 to 1400 and encodes 427 amino acids.